Molecule: messenger RNA, 506 nt
Organism: Brassica oleracea var. oleracea
Lineage: Eukaryota; Viridiplantae; Streptophyta; Magnoliopsida; Brassicales; Brassicaceae
Product: putative clathrin assembly protein At5g57200
Exons: 3
Coding region: 1-357 (118 amino acids)
Source: RefSeq, a predicted model, not a curated record
AUGACGAACGAUCUUCUGCAUGGGCAGUUGGUUGUUCUUAUGGCCAUCAGGGCUGGAGGAAGUGGUUGGCAGCUUGCACUAGUCACACCACAUAACAACAACAACAACAAUCCUCGUCUCGCAAUAGCAACAAAACUCGGCAGAGGAUUUGACAAUCUUCUGCUAGACAGUCUCUACAAAGACGAUAUAGCAAGCAGACAGAUUCAAUUAACCAAUGCUGGUUACGGAUUUGGAGCAACGGCUACAACCCGAGAACCAGCCUCAUCUAACCCCAACCCGCUCCGGAUGCAACAAGAUAUUUUCUGUAAAUAUCCGAGACCACUUUACUGUUCUCUAAGCAACCCAAAUCCGAGUUAAAGAUUUGAGUUCAUAAUUUCACAUACAAUACAAUCUCGAGAAAAAAAAAAAUCUUAUUUUCCUUUACUCGCACUUCUAAACAACAAUCCAAAUUGCACAGAUUGACUUUGUAUUCAAUCACGUAUCAUGAUAUGCCUUUUUAAUUUAUU